AUGAAAUCCAAAGCAGAGUUCGAGGCCAUCGUCCACUACGAAUGCUCGAACACUCAGCGCAAGAUCCGUAUGUGGAAAAAGCAGCUUCUCCAGGCGCCUCUAGAUACAGACGAGGCAAGUCAGGUUACAGAACCCUUGGGUGAGAAGUAUGCAGAGGUAGACUACCGUGUCAUCUCGAAGUUGAUCAAGCUUGCUCUGCUCCUAGCAACCUCGAAGGGUACAAGCUUCGGUUUGGCAAAUCUAGAGGAGGCGGUGGUUUUGCAUCGCUGA
This is a messenger RNA of Alternaria atra, 270 nucleotides long. RefSeq lists its product as uncharacterized. The transcript has a single exon. The record is from RefSeq and is a predicted model, not a curated record. Bases 1 to 270 code for a protein of 89 amino acids. Lineage: Eukaryota; Fungi; Ascomycota; Dothideomycetes; Pleosporales; Pleosporaceae.